Glycine soja is the source of this 441-nucleotide messenger RNA. RefSeq lists its product as uncharacterized. NCBI's taxonomy places the organism in Eukaryota, Viridiplantae, Streptophyta, Magnoliopsida, Fabales, Fabaceae. The record is from RefSeq and is a predicted model, not a curated record. The transcript has a single exon. The coding region runs from base 1 to 441 and encodes 146 amino acids.
AUGUCUGGUUGUUCCGAUGAGGAGGAGAUUUCGUUCUCAGAAUCCGAUCGUCACCGUUACGAAGGAGGCAGUGACGGCGACGACGACGAUUCCGAAAUCAGAAAGAAUGAACAUCGCAGCAGCAGAAGAAGAAUGGGUAGUGGUUUUGGAAAGGUGGUGGUGCACCAAUUCACGAAAGCGAAGAAGCAAGUGCGCAGAAUCAGAAGCAGAACGAGUCUUCUCGCGAAAUCAGAAGAAGGUAAGGUGGUGAUUGUUGAAGCUGGCGUUAGUGGAAGGAGUGGGUGUAGGUUUUGUUUUUCGCGGCCCAAAGUGUUGGAAUCGCCUAAUGAGGAGUCUCCAUCGAGUGAUCCCAAUGACCCUAAUUUCACUCAUGCCAUGUUGAGAACUUUGAUGGACAAGAAUGAUUUCUAUUCCAAAGAAUGCAACCCCCACUCGGAUUAG